AUGCCAGACAUUACACUAUACUUCCUGCAGGCUUCUCGUUCCAUCCGUACAGCCUGGCAACUCGAAGAACUAGGCCUAGACUACAAAGUCGAAUUCUCAGAACGCGAAAACGGAAAAGCGCCCCAGCACUUCAAAGACAACUCUGGCGACGCACUGGGCAAGUUUCCUCUACUCAAAGAUGGAGACUUGAUAGUGGGAGAAAGCGGCGCCAUAGCCGAGUAUGUUGACGCCCCAAGCCCACGAAGCCUUGUUGCGGGAUUCGCUGACGAUAGACACCACAGAUAUCUUUGCGAAAAAUACGAUACCGAGAAUAAACUGCUUCCUAGAGAAGAGGGCAUGCGUGUGCAGUGUUUGCGCUGGAUCCACGCAUCGGAAGCCACGUAUGCGCUGCACGCGCUAGCCAUCCUCUACACGCGCUGGUUUGGCGCCGACAACCCCGCUGCCGCAGAGAAGAUUGAACAAGGCAUGUCCGUAAACGUGUGCAAAGACAUGGAUUUUCUGGAAGCGGAGUUGGGAAAGAGUAAAGGAAAGUUCUUGGUCGGGGAUAGUGUUACAGUGGCAGACUGUAUGAUGCUAUUCUCGGCGCAGUUUGUUCUGAUGAGGGAGUUGGGGACGAAGGGGAGAAAGUGGGAGAGGAUUGACAAGUGGAUUGCGGAUUGUGAGAGCACGGAGAGCUACAAGAGAGCUGUUGAGAAGACAGGACACAAGUUGUAG
Aureobasidium uvarum is the source of this 714-nucleotide messenger RNA. NCBI's taxonomy places the organism in Eukaryota, Fungi, Ascomycota, Dothideomycetes, Dothideales, Saccotheciaceae. The record is from the annotation of a GenBank genome assembly.